Molecule: messenger RNA, 1676 nt
Organism: Oncorhynchus kisutch (coho salmon)
Lineage: Eukaryota; Metazoa; Chordata; Actinopteri; Salmoniformes; Salmonidae
Product: growth/differentiation factor 11-like
Exons: 3
Coding region: 334-1503 (389 amino acids)
Cellular component (GO): extracellular region
Molecular function (GO): growth factor activity; cytokine activity
Source: RefSeq, a predicted model, not a curated record
GGACGUACUUGCACACAUUUCAAUGACACAUCUUCUCAUUCGCACCUAUGGACUUAAUUGUUAUCAGAUAUGGCAACCAAAACAACAACCAUAGCAUAAAAACGGGUUAUGCUUAAAAUCGAUAGAUAGGCUAAAGUAAAAUACUGAGAAAACCCACUAGGACGGACGCACCUUCCUACGUUUACUGCUGUCCUACAAUACAACCGUUUUAAGAGGCGACUAUUUGAGUAGUUGCAUAUCAUUGGUACCUUUGCAAGGUAAGGAAACACAGGCAACAUUUCAGGGGAGGGGAUAACGCGAGCAGAAAGUUCUAUAGCCUCACCAGUCAUCAUCAUGCCGAGGUAUAACUUUUUUCUGUGUUUGAUGGUUUAUGUUUGUCUGGGACUGUCUGGGAGUGACGAACCUAACCUUUUUCUGGCACCAACGAGCGAGAUGCCCACGGACGCCGGGCUGUCGCUCCUUGAUGAGGAGGCAGGCGCUCACGAAUGUUCAGCAUGCGUUUGGAGAGAGCAAAGUAAAGUCCUGAGGCUGGAAACCAUCAAAUCUCAGAUUCUGAGCAAGCUGCGGCUCAAGCAGGCUCCUAACAUUAGUCGGGAGGUGGUGAACCAGCUGCUCCCAAAGGCGCCCCCACUCCAGCAGCUUCUGGACCAUCACGACUUCCAGGGAGACGCGUCCUCCCAGGAUGAGUUUAUGGAGGAGGACGAAUAUCACGCCACUACAGAGUCCGUCAUCACUAUGGCCUCGGAGCCGGAGCCCUUGGUGCAGGUGGACGGCAAGCCCAGCUGCUGCUUCUUUAAGUUCAGCCCCAAACUCAUGUUCACCAAGGUGCUGAAGGCUCAGCUGUGGGUGUACCUUCGGCCGCUGCAGCAGACUUCCACCGUCUACCUGCAGAUCCUCAGGCUGAAGCCUGUCACGGAGCAGGGCAGCCGCCACAUCCGCAUCCGCUCAUUGAAGAUCGAGCUCAAUUCACGUGUGGGCCACUGGCAGAGUAUCGACUUCAAGCACGUGCUGCAGAACUGGUUCAAGCAGCCGCACACCAACUGGGGAAUCGACAUCAAUGCCUUCGACGAGAGCGGCAACGACCUGGCAGUGACCUCUCUGAGACCAGGGGAGGAAGGGCUGCAGCCGUUCCUGGAGGUUAAGGUUCUCGAGACGACCAAACGUUCCCGACGUAACCUGGGACUGGACUGUGACGAGCACUCCACCGAGUCCCGCUGCUGCCGCUACCCGCUGACGGUGGACUUUGAGGCCUUCGGCUGGGACUGGAUCAUUGCUCCUAAGCGCUAUAAGGCCAACUACUGCUCGGGCCAGUGUGAAUACAUGUUCAUGCAGAAGUACCCACACACCCACCUGGUACAACACGCCAACCCCAGAGGCUCAGCAGGGCCCUGCUGCACCCCCACCAAGAUGUCACCCAUCAACAUGCUCUAUUUCAAUGACAAGCAGCAGAUCAUCCACGGCAAGAUCCCUGGUAUGGUGGUAGACAGGUGUGGCUGCUCUUAGGCCCAACGGAAGUCAUGCAUUCUCAUGCACACCCAACUCUGCAUUAUUUUCACCCAGAACCCUGACUGAGACCUCCUCUGGCAGCAGACUCUCACUCCCCUCUCCCCAGACUCUCACUCCACUCCCCUCUUACUCCCCGCCCCUCUCCUCUCACUCUUCUCCCGUCUUCCCAC